Messenger RNA from Rubroshorea leprosula, 1436 nucleotides. NCBI's taxonomy places the organism in Eukaryota, Viridiplantae, Streptophyta, Magnoliopsida, Malvales, Dipterocarpaceae. The record is from the annotation of a GenBank genome assembly.
ACCCAUACUCAAUGUUAAUUUGGCUCAUUUCACAUUACCCCCAUUUACCACUAGUGUCCAAAAAAAUGUCUCCCCUGAGUCUGCUCUUUCUCCUACUGGCAACCACAACCGCAUCAGCUCCUCUCCGUCCCGGCUUCUACUCGGAAACAUGCCCGGAGGCAGAAUCCAUUGUAAGACAGGUGAUGAAAAAGGCCAUGGCACGAGAACCCCGGAGUAUCGCCUCUGUUAUGCGCUUCCAAUUCCAUGACUGCUUCGUUAAUGGUUGUGAUGCGUCUCUGUUGCUUGAUGAUACGCCGACCAUGUUGGGUGAAAAGCUCGCUCUCUCGAACAUAAACUCGUUGAGAUCAUUUGAAGUCAUUGAUGAGGUGAAGGAAGCGUUAGAGAAGGUGUGUCCAGGAACAGUUUCUUGCGCAGAUAUCAUAAUCAUGGCUGCUAGAGAUGCCGUUGCGCUGAGUGGAGGACCCAAUUGGGAAGUGAGGCUGGGAAGGAAAGAUAGCUUUACAGCCAGUCAAGAAGACUCAAACAACAUAAUGCCGAGUCCAAGAGCAAAUGCAAGUUAUCUUAUAGACCUUUUCAGCCAAUUCAAUCUUUCUGUCAAAGAUCUUGUAGCACUUUCUGGGUCACACUCAAUUGGCCAAGGAAGGUGCUUCUCAAUCAUGUUUAGGCUCUACAAUCAAUCCGGGUCCGGGAAGCCUGAUCCUGCUCUUGAGCCAAAGUACAGAGAAAGACUAGAUAUGCUGUGUCCUCUGGGUGGGGAUGAAAAUGUAACAGGGGACCUUGAUGCAACCCCUCAAACGUUUGACAACCAAUACUUCAAGGACUUGGUUGCUGGGAGAGGGUUUCUGAAUUCAGAUGAGACGCUGUUUACAUUUUCACAGACUAGAGAUUAUGUAAGGCUUUUCAGCAAAAACCAAGGUAAAUUCUUCAAGGCCUUUGUUGAGGGGAUGCUCAAAAUGGGAGAUUUGCAGUCAGGGCGGCCGGGGGAGGUUAGGAUCAACUGCAGGGUGCCUAAUAGCAGGCCAGUUGAUGUGUUGCUGGAAUAUUGAAAGAAGAAACUAUAGUUUAAUUAAAGUAUUAGGGUUUGCGAAUUAAGGGAGUGUGACACAGAAUAAGAGUAGGGAAUUCAUACACUACUACUCCGGUUGAACUCUGGAAGUGAAUGAUGGAAUGGAUGCUGUAGAGAUUGAAACAGGCAAAGGGAGGUUAAUACUAUCAAUCAAUUCCUAUGUUGAUGCUUUUCUGGUUGGAAUCUUUGGAAAAAGCAUAGAGAAUAAUGUUAACAUACAAAAGACCUUUCUUCAGACUCACUCAUGGGUUUGAUUAUUAUUAGUAGUGUUUUUGAAAGAGUGCAAUUGAUAGAAUGUAGAAAGGGGAAUGGUUUGAUGAUAAUGAAUGGAUAUGUAAGAAGGAAAAAGAAAUAAACAGUCAUUUUCAUU